GUUUUUGAUUCUUGGUUUGUGGAUAUGGAUUAUACGACAGGUGAAUCAUUGGAUGCAUUGCAUUCAGCAGAUAUGAAUUCUGAUUCUGGUGAUUUUGAAUGCAAUAUCUGCUUUGAAUUAGCUCAAGAUUCUAUUGUAACUCUUUGUGGACACCUUUAUUGUUGGCCAUGUCUUUACGAAUGGUUACAAGUUCAUUCACAUUCCCACGAGUGUCCAAUAUGUAAGGCUCUCAUAGAAGAGCACAAGUUAGUUCCAAUUUAUGGACGAGGCAAAGCAAGUUCUGACCCAAGAACUCGGUUAAGACCAGGAAUCAAUAUUCCUAAACGUCCAGUAGGGCAGAGACCUCAAACCGCUCCAGCUGUAGAUAUGGACUACCUCCGACAUGAUGAAUUUGAUUCCAUAGGGGGGCUCAUGUCCAUGCCCAUGCCGAGUGCAAGGUUUGAAAACUCAACAUUAUCUGCUCUUGUUGGAGCUAUUUCAGCUUUGUUUAGUCUUAAUAAUGUACAGGGAUUUCAUGAUGCUACUGUUUAUGGGGCGACUAGCGGAGUUCCAUACCUCUUUUCUGGUUCAUUUCACGGAGGUUAUGCUCAUGGUUUCCAUCACUCUAACCACCUAGAUUGGACAAAGUUCUUUAUGAAGGUGCUUUUCUUGAUCGUCGGUUUCCUCUUAAUUGUUUCCCUAAUUUCAUAAAUAUAUAAGUGUAUAUCCUAUAGUGUGCUAAACCUGCAUAUGUGUAGUAAACCAGUGCAACUUUCUUGCACGUCGUUAGGAUUUAGGAUUAUGU
Messenger RNA from Solanum verrucosum, 784 nucleotides. RefSeq lists its product as uncharacterized. NCBI's taxonomy places the organism in Eukaryota, Viridiplantae, Streptophyta, Magnoliopsida, Solanales, Solanaceae. Bases 25 to 690 code for a protein of 221 amino acids. The record is from RefSeq and is a predicted model, not a curated record. Gene Ontology annotation, biological process: ubiquitin-dependent protein catabolic process. The transcript has a single exon. Gene Ontology annotation, molecular function: ubiquitin-like protein conjugating enzyme binding; ubiquitin protein ligase activity. Gene Ontology annotation, cellular component: endoplasmic reticulum.